Messenger RNA from Periophthalmus magnuspinnatus, 1773 nucleotides. RefSeq names its product mitochondrial ribosomal protein L41 (gene mrpl41). The record is from RefSeq and is a predicted model, not a curated record. Gene Ontology annotation, cellular component: mitochondrial large ribosomal subunit. NCBI's taxonomy places the organism in Eukaryota, Metazoa, Chordata, Actinopteri, Gobiiformes, Gobiidae. Gene Ontology annotation, biological process: translation. Gene Ontology annotation, molecular function: structural constituent of ribosome. The transcript has 2 exons. The coding region runs from base 66 to 473 and encodes 135 amino acids.
GAUUGUGGGGAGUCAACCACAUUACCAGCACCAGGAGCCGUUCAAGGUUCCACUCUUCAGAAACAAUGGGCGUCUUAUCCACAUUGUUGCGUGGAAUUGUGCGAGGAGCUGACCGGAUGUCCGAGUUCACCAGCAAACGUGGUUCAAGGACUCACAACAAAGGCAGAGGAUCUAGACCGACUGGACGUAAUCUUUCCAGCAAAAAGUUUCUGUCCAUACGGGAGAUGAUUCCCGAGUUUGUGGUCCCAAAUUUGGAAGAAUUUAAACUGCGACCAUACGUGUCCUACCGCGCUCCUAGAGGAACAGAGCCGCCCCUCUCAGCACAGAGCCUGUUUGACGAAGCUGUGGCCCCUCAGAUCAAGAAAGACUUUGAAUCUGGAGCUUUCAGCAAAGAGCAGCUGGACAAAUAUGGAUUUGAACCAACACAAGAUGGAAAACUCUUCAAACUGUACCCGAAGAACUAUGUGCGAUAGACUUUAAGAUAGAUGAGCUAUAGUUCAAUGUUUAAACAACUUCAACAUUUAUGGCAUUGUAAAUUAUAUGUCAAAAUCAAAUCAAUCUAUUGCAGAACUGGUUGUAAAAAUAAAGAAUUUAUGUGUUUUGUUAAUGACAGUGAAAUUUGUUUGCCUGAUACACAUGUAUAGAUAACAUGUUAGCAAUAUAUUUCCUGAAUGUCCAAAGAAUAGCAAUAUUCAUCUUAUGUGGGGCUGUAUACAACUAAAGACAUGUCUUGUUUAUCGAUCAGUUGACUAAAAAGGAGGUGUGGCAAAAGCUCUCAAAACUAUUACGUAUCUCUAAGUACCUUCCCAAACUGCACUCACAAGACUACACUUGCUCUGGAGUUCAGACAAAAGUACAAGGAAACCAUGUAUUUAUGUAAGGACAUUAAACUUGUGAAUCAUGAGUUUAAUUUUACAGUAUAUUUUGCAAUCCAAUAUCCUUAUAGUCCUUAUAAUCUAAUUAAAAUGAUUAAGCAACUAAUACAUAUUUUGGUCAUUUGGCUAUCGACUGAUUAAUUGAAUAUGCAACAACUUAACAGGGCUGUAGGAUAAUGUUAAGCUGAUUGUACUAUAAAAAAAACAACUAGACAUGAAAUGUGUGGUCUGGUCCACAAACUCAGAACUUUAUAAAUUAGACGCCAGCUUACGACAAAUACACAAUUAUAAAGUUGAAAUAAGCUUUAAUAAUCAACAGUAUAAUAUUAUUUACAGAUCCAAAAGAUUGUCCAGUGUAUAACAGUUCUAUCAAAAGCAUUUAUUUUUGUCUUUAAUAUUUGUAUUUAAAUUACUAUUCCAAACAUUCAUUGUCGUCAUGUAUAUAACGAAGUUCGUUGUAUUCACCGUGGUCAGCCAUCCACUCUUCACUUGUCAUCACUCCUCUUCAUCCAAACAGAAGUAACAGCACGAUACAGAUAGAGUUUACGCCGAUCAAAGGCACUGAAAGGGAAACACAAUGCUAUUUAAAUUAGCAACAGAACAGAUUUUUGUAAAAAUUAAGAAAGGAACCCUUGACAUGUCUUAAUAUUUUCUUGCACUUGUAUUUCACCAUAGUUACUUGCUGUAAAGAAUUGUACCCUUGCAGUUUUAACUAUAUAUUAUUUUAUCAUCCUUAUUAUUCUAUCCCAUUUAGUAUUUCAGUCUUAUGCAAAGUCUUUAUCCUUCAUAAUUUUGAUUUUGGAUUUAUUAGGGCUAGAAGAUAUGGCAAAGGAUUUAUUAUUGUAUUAUUUUCCUUGUACUGAUCAAUCUGAAAUUUCUAUUACAUUUUAUUAACAGC